Phalaenopsis equestris is the source of this 457-nucleotide messenger RNA. RefSeq lists its product as uncharacterized. The transcript is spliced from 2 exons. The record is from RefSeq and is a predicted model, not a curated record. Lineage: Eukaryota; Viridiplantae; Streptophyta; Magnoliopsida; Asparagales; Orchidaceae. The annotation marks the transcript as partial. Gene Ontology annotation, cellular component: nucleus.
GACACUCUUUAUUAAUCAACUGGGCUUAUGGCAGUUUAUUGAAAUAUUUCUAUAAUGUAGAGCAUGCUUAUCUUUUGCGGUGUUUUUAUCAACAUGUCAUGGAAGCUAGCUUGGAAUGUGCAGAGACAAGCUGGAGCUGAAGGCUGCAAAAGAUGGCUCAGCAAGCUAUGCAGCCUUAGAGAGGAAAGCUGAACUAUAUGAUAAACUAGCUAGGGGCGAGCUCUCUGAUGAGGAAGACAAAGAGAAAUACUGUGUAGAUUUCUUCCAGAAAAUCAUCACAAAAGUCGAACCGGAGCGGCCUGACGAGAGAAGCCCUGCUGUUGGUCACCCUCAACAUGAUCAAGAUGGUGAGAAUGAUGAUGACAUUCUGCGCGAAAGGCCAUUUGGACCUGGGCGUACAGGCGCCACUUUAGAUUCCGAUGAGCACAAGCGUUUUGUGAGGUAUUUAUUUAUGUUG